AUGAGGAAGCUGUCCUUCCCUCCCUCCAUCUGUACAGACAAAUACAUGGAGGAUUACUCCGCCUUUUUGACUGUGUGGGGCGGCACAGUCAUGAUGGCGGAAAAUGCCAUUUCGAAGGCUUCCCGGGCAAAGGCCUUCGUCAAGUUUAUGAUGGUGGGCUGGACGGAGGUCAGGUACUGGACCUGGGAGUUCCUGGAGAACCUCCAGCUGAUAAAGUUAUACCCGGUUUUACUCAAAAAGUUCGGGCUGGCCCCCUCCACCAUCUCCCUCUACGUCGGCCACGCCCUAUGCUUCGUCGAGUAUUUUUUCGACACCCCCCCUCACCACUGCCGGCUGCCAAAGGGCAAACUUAAACAAGUCCAGAGGGAGCUGAAAAAGGUGCUGAGGAUGGCGGGUCGCACCGUCCUGGGUCGCCAGGUGGAGGUGAAGCAGCAGAAGCAGCAGCGGCUGGUGACCCGGGAAGCCCUGGCGACCUGCCAGUCCUUGGCCCGGGCCAAGAUCCCCGAGCUCCUGGACGACAUUGAGAAGGCCCCUCCCCGGCACCCACCAACGAGGUACCGCUUCUUCGGGUACCUCGGGGCCUACAUUGCGGCCAUAUAUGGCCACAGAACCGGGGUCCUCACCUGCAUGAGGGUGAAGGAGGUGAAGGAGGCCCUCGGGGAUGACGCCACAGGCUACCUCAUCAAUGUCAGAGACCACAAGACCCUGCGCAGGUUUGGCCUGGCCCAGAUAUACCUGGAUGGGGAGGAGUACGGGUGGUGUAGGCGGUGGCUUGACCUCAGGAGGAGGUGCGUGGCCACCAACCCCUACUUCUUUUCCUCGGCCAGGCCAAAGACAUGGUGA
Molecule: messenger RNA, 843 nt
Organism: Centropristis striata (black sea bass)
Lineage: Eukaryota; Metazoa; Chordata; Actinopteri; Perciformes; Serranidae
Exons: 4
Coding region: 1-843 (280 amino acids)
Source: RefSeq, a predicted model, not a curated record